UCGUGGCUGUGCGCACGUAUUGAACCGCGAUCCGCGUGUGGCUUCCUGUCCCGUGCCAGUGCUGCUGAUAGUGAAUAACAAGCCUGCAUUUCAAAUCAGCAUAACGUUCUGUGUACCACCAGUGCUCGCAAGUGUGUGAUUUCCGUUGUUUUCCGACGAUCUCCGUUACAUCCGGAGUUGCACAACGUGUUCUUUCAUCUUGGUUGCGCCCGCUACGGCCAGCCAGUGCUGAGGUAAAAUGUGCCGUGAACAGUGGGUUUUAUAAAGAAGAAUCGAUCAGUGUCAGCAAUUUCCGCCGGAAAGCGGACUGCGUUAUGAAAUCGAACAUGCGAAUCUACAUGAGUUUUGUUCUGGUGUUGUUCGCCGUUUCCUGUGCAAUUGUGGCAGGCGAAUCGAGCGGUCCAGCUGAUAAGGAUGAACUGUUGGACCGUGUAACGACGGAAAAACUACCACGACAACUCACAACAAACGAUGACGCCGAAGAUUCCGAUCCGUUCCGUGUGACCCCCGGAGUCAGUCGGCUGGGGCGGGACGAUCGCACCGUGAUCGAUACGAGGCCGCGUAUCAGCGCAAUGAGGGACACACCAUUCAUUGAUGCUGAUAGCAGCAUAAGCGGCUACCACACCAUCAGUGAAGAGCUGCUCGAAGCCGAUCAGUUGCUUACCGUCGACGGUAGCGCCUCUGCAGCGACGCUACCGGAGUCAAAGGUCACAACCGGCGAUAGUAGGUCGGUGGUGUGGGAUGCGAAAGAUAGUGAUGACGAUGGACAAGGGAUUCACGCGGAUCAGAUCGAACUCGAUGACGUCACGGAUGGUAGUGGUCAGGAUGAAGCGCUCCCUCAGGCAGACGACCCAUCAUUGUUUGAUCAGGAGCUCGUCGGUAUUUUGCAGAAGCGCCCGGAAUCGCGUGAAUUCCUCGAAUCGUUGGGAUUAUCGGCCAAACCGAGUAACACCCAUCCUGAUCCGAGUAAUCCACAAGCUCUGAAGGAGCAUCUGAAAGAACUGCUGACACGGCCGGUAAGCGAGCGGAAGUAUCAUAAACUACUUCCUACACUGCCGGAGGAAGUGGAAGCUGAUCCAAUGCUACAGCCACUCCAGAGUGUACCAACCCUACCAACCCGUCCAACUCCACUACCCCGGCCGACCCCCUCGAGUGAUCAACGUCCGGCAAGUGUACUGUUGCCCGAUCUGCAGCGAACUCUCGCGACCCAGCGCGAAUCCUUUCUUCCGCCAAAGGAAGGACAACGUAGCCUUGUGAUCGUGUUCGAUGCGACUGGUUCGAUGGUGGACGAUUUGCAGCAGCUACGGGAUGCGGCUAGGCUAAUCAUUGCGGAGAUCACGCAACGGGAGACGAACCCGAUCUUCAAUUAUGUCUUUGUCCCAUUCCGUGAUCCACACGUUGGCCCGAAGCUGGUGACACGCAACCAGGACGAACUGCUGGCCGCUCUCGAUCAACUGCAAAUCGUUGGUGGUGGUGAUUGUCCGGAGGCGGCCCUGGAGGCUUUGGCCGGUGCGAUCGAGCUAGCAAUUCCGCGUUCAUUCGUGUACGUGUUUACCGAUGCGACGGCCAAGGACUUUCGACUGGACAAGCGUGUUCUGCAGUUGGUGCAGCGUAAGCAAACGCCCAUCACCUUCCUGCUGACGGGAUUCUGUGAUGGCAAGAACACUCCAGGGUACCAGGUGAUGAGUAACAUUGCUGCCGCCAGUAAUGGGCAGGUGUUUGAUCUACGGAAAGAUCAGAUCGAGCAGGUUCUGCUUGCCAUCCGCAACACCAUGGACACUGAUCAUGUACCGCUGAAGGCCAUCGAUUCGGGGGCUCCAAAGGCACACGAUAUCGAUCUGAACGUCGAUAGUACCCUGAAGGAGUUUAGUGUCAGUGUGGCCGGAGCGAAACCGACGAUCGAGAUCCUGGAUCCCGACCUAGAGCCGUACAAUCGAUCUCGAGAAGUGCUGAGUUUGGAUAAUAUACGUGUCGUUAAUGUGGCCGAUCCUGCACCGGGCAAGUGGAAUAUCAAAGCAUCUUCAGACUCAUCGCACUCGGUGCGGUUAUCCGGGCUCAGUGAUGUGCAGUUCAAGUUUGGAUUCUCGCUCACCGAACCAACAUCCGACCGUGUCCUUUCGCCUCAGCCUGUGCUGGACGAGAAGAACUACCUAGCAGUGCAACCUUCCGAUCCAACGUUGAUUCGUGUUCUGGAAUCCGUUACGAUCACUUCACACAAUCCGGACGUUGGCGGCAAUGGAGGUGAAGCCGUGUUUCAGUUCAGCCUACCACUUCAACAAGUGCCCGAUUCCGGUGGUCUUUACCGUACCAAAGCGUUCGAUAGUCCGCGGCAACCGUUUAAGCUGACGAUCAACGGAAGAAACAUCCACAACGAACCAAUGCAGCGUCUUUUCUCGACCGCCAUUCAAGCCACACGGCCAGCAGCACCCGAGGUAUCCGUUGGCUACGCAACUCGUGUGGAGCUGACGGAAGGUGACGAUUACCUGCUGGAAUGUCACGUCUACUCGGCCUCACCGUCCGUGGCCAGCUGGCAGUGGAACAAGAUCACCGUUCUGCAGCAGCAGUUCAAUCAAUCGGAUAUCCUGCAAUUUGGGCUGAGAAGCGUGGAUCUCAAACAUGCCGGCAACUACUCCUGUUUGGCUCACAACGAUCUGGGUCAGGGUGAGAAAUUGGUUAUGGUAAAAGUGAAACCACGAUACAGGCCAACGAUUCGAUUGCUUCCGAAGUACACGCUUGCCGUCGAACGUGAACCUUUCAUCGCCUUAAGAUGUAUCGUGGACCAGUCCGCCGACACGACCGGACUUCACUGGACGCUGAACGGUUCUCCCUUACUGAUGGCCGAAGACAAAUCGUACCUAGAACUAAUCGACAUCACUACAGAGCAUGCCGGUAACUACACAUGCCAUACCGACUUCCUAGGUGAACGGAUUACCAGCGAGAAUAGUACAAUCAUUGUGGAGUAUGCGCCCAAACCAAUCGGUCCUCCCAGUCAGGAGGUAAUGCGCGAGUACGGCGAGUGGAUAGAGCUGCAGUGUAAUAUGGAUGGUUUACCGGCACCCCAUUUUCAAUGGUACUAUGAAACUUUGGAUCAAUCCGGGGAACAACAACCCCUUUCAGACACUGUGCCGACGUUGGCGUUCACGAUGACCCCCCGGAUGGAGGGCGUGUAUACGUGCGAGGGUCGUAAUGCGUAUGGAUUUAGCCAACAAACGUUUGUGCUGCAAGGUGCAGCGAAUGAGGCACCAAUCAUCAUUCAGCCUACGGAGACAACCAUGUAUGUAACGCCAGGGUCGUCGAUCACACUAAACUGUUCCUGUGAACUCUGUCAGCCGCUGACCGAAUACAUCUGGACCACUGAGUUAGCCACCUUCGAAAGCAAUCCGAAGCACACGAUCGAUAACAUACGUGUUUCACUGGAUAAUGAUCAAUCCCGGAACGCCGUACGGUAUCUGCUGACCGUGGAUAACUUCCAGCCACAAAACGUGGCCAGUUAUACGUGUAUCUUCUCCAAUCAGCACGGUGCCGACGCGAUGAUACUACAGCUGCGUAUGAUGGUGGCACCGGAGCUGGAGUCUAUGUUUCUGGAUGCUGAGCCAAUACCGGACUCGGGCAGGAUACAGAAGAAAGCCGGUACCAAGGUAUCGUCGCUCAGUUGCGAUGCCAACGGUUUACCUGAACCGACUGUGCAUUGGUUCCGAAACGGUGAACGUUUGGUCACGAACGAACUGCUGCAGCUGGAGAACGAUAACAAAACGCUCAGCUUCCUUGUGCCCACGUACAUCCCGGAUAUCGCAGGACGCUACGAGUGUACGGCAACAAAUCCGCUCGGGAGUGUUUCUUCGACAUUGGACCUACAAGUAGGGGUUGCACCUAAAGUUUUCGAUCAACCCAUGACGGCACUAAGUAGUAAAGUUGGAGAUCAAAUCACGAUGCAGUGUAACAUCACGGGAACACCCGAUCCAACGAUACGCUGGGAACCUGAGGCUUCGUUCAAGGAUGUUACCAAGCCAAUGCAGCGCCUGCUUGUGUCUUACGAAACGGCUGGUGUUUACCGCUGUACGGGGACCAACGACUAUGGCACGGCGGAGCAAUCGUUCACUCUCGACACAUAUGGGCCACCGGAAAUCAAGGGUGCUCUCGAUGAAUCCGUACAACUGGGUUUAGGUCAGAAUACACAACUGGAAUGUUUCGGAUGGGCUAUACCAGAGCCAACAAUAUCCUGGACAUUCAACGGUAUGCCCAUUGAGAGCGAUACACCGGGUGUUACCGUCAGCGAUGCGGGACUUCAAAUUUGGAACAGUAGCUACAAUCACAGUGGCGUAUACGGUUGUAAUAUACAGAACGAGCAUGGUUUGCAACAGAAGAUCUUCUACCUGGCCGUAAGAGAUCCUCCAAAAAUUGAAUCCGUGCUAGACUCGCAAGUAACUAUCCUGCCUAAUGAAUCGAUGCGAUUUGAGUGUACCGGUACUGGAAGCCCUCCACCGAAUGCUUCCUGGUUGUUCAACGGAACCACCCUGGUUGAUGGUCCGCUGCUGGUGCUGCCGUAUGAAAAUGCUACAACCGGCACCUACACCUGCCAACUCGAGAGUACCGAAGGCACCGAUCGACGGAACAUGUUCAUCAAUAAGUUACGACCACCGCAACGACUGCCGGAUGAUAGUGACUACACUGCCACUGGUCUGACACCGCUCAAAGCUCGAGCUGAUGAGCCAUUGAUCCUGCUGUGUCCCUUCGAAAACUACAAAAGCCUUCUUUGGCAGCUGAAUGAGAAAGGGCUCGAAGAGCAUUUCGACCUAAGCGACGUGAAGUUAAAGGAGAACCUGCUUAUCAUCGACCGACUAAGGGCACAGCACGAGGGUACAUACACGUGUGUGGUGCAGAAUCGUGCCGGUACGGAUCGGCAUUCGUUCAUGGUAGCCGUACUUACACCGCCCGCGAUACUGCGGAUGCAUCCGGAUGAGCUCAGCGAUGAGUAUGGUGCCGGGGUAUCUGAAUGGCAACCGGACGAACCGAUUGAAAGUGCGGUCGAGGUCAAUCUGCUUUCUGGCGAAACACUGCAGUUGCUGUGCCAGGCAAGCGGUACGCCGGAACCGAGCAUUCAUUGGAACCGACGCGAGCAGAUGGUUUCGGCUACGGCCAAUCUCACUAUCCCACAGGUGGACCUACAUCAUAGCGAUCUGUACGUGUGCGUGGCUGAGAAUGAGCUCGGCAAAUCGACUCAGGCCUAUCGGUUGGAUGUCAUGACGGCACCGCAGUAUUACGAUGAACCGGUACGCUCGAUCGAGCUGUUUGUUGGAGAUGAUCUCGAGCUGGACUGUACGAUGCAGGCCAAUCCAUCGGCCUCCUAUCAGUGGCUGAAGGAAGAAGAAUCUCUGGAUGAGUUCGAAGAGAUAUUGGAGUUCGUGAACGUACAACCGCAGGACUCGGGAAUGUACCAUUGCGACGCAGAGAACGUGUUCGGACAGAAUCGCAAAUCCUUCCAAGUGUUGGUCUAUCAACCGGCCGAAAUAACGUCGUUCACAUCGGACCAGACACUGUUGGCCGGUGAUAGCAUCGAAUUGGACUGUGACGCCCUUGGUAAUCCACUCCCGGUGCUAAGCAUCAUACAUCGGGGCGAAGUACUGGCGUCGACGGCUUUGUUGGACGCAUCGGAGAUGAUCAUGGACCAGAAUUAUCGCGUCAAGAGCAAUACGGAGCACAAGAGUAGCCAGCAGGGCUCUCGCGCUAGUGCUAGUUUCCACGCUCAGCGCCGUUCGCCUUUCGAGAUUCGCUUUUCGAUGCGGCAACCGAAUGCCACGCUUCCCGAUCGGGGCAAGUAUCUCUGUAUGGCCCAGAACGCAAUCGGUUUCCAGGAGCGACUGUUUAAGCUCGAUGUCAUGGUUCCACCGUAUGUGCAGUUGGAAAAACUGAAGUUGGAUGGCAGCACGAUCCAACUGCUGGAAGGACUGCCACUGUUUCUAUUCUGUCCCAUCGACGGUAGCCCGCGGCCGACCAUCGGUUGGUAUCGCAAUAGCAAGCGCCUGAAACAGAGCAGUUCCACGCUCUUCCUGUCCAGUGUCAGCCAGCGCGACGCCGGAACGUAUCUCUGCUAUGGCGAGAAUCCCAUCGGCAAGACGGAGUUACAGUACGAGCUGGACGUGUUGGUACCGCCGGCCAUCAAGAGCAGUAGAAUGUCGUCUGAUCGUCAGCGUCCCGAUCAACAGGAAAUAGCCGUGAUGGCAGGCGAAAAUGUAACACUCGACUGCUCUAGCCUUGGCAAUCCGGUACCGGCCGUUUUCUGGAUGAAGGUCGACUAUCUGGAUGAGCACCGGAAUGAGCUGCUGGCGGGAAAUCCACAAGAUCCGAGCACCAUCGAACUGCGCAACAUAACACAAACGGUCACAUAUUCUUGUUACGUUAAUAAUACGGCCGGUUCAGCGCAGAAGCUGUAUCACAUCGUUGUUCAGACGGCCCCGACGUGGAAAGAUGGGCCGGAUUACGACUACGAGUAUCGGCAGCGUGUUUCGUUGCACCACAGUUUAGACUUGAGCUGUGAGACCGAUGGAUCUCCGGAAGCAACUGUUCGUUGGGAAAAAGAUGGCGUGCAGUUGGGAAAGCACGACGAGGGAUACUACUUCGGUACGAAUGGUCACACGCUCCGUUUACUGGCUGCCAGACUGUCCGAUGCCGGAAUGUACCGCUGCGUGGCUAGCAAUCCGUUGGGCCAAGUGAGCCGCGAGUUUGAGGUGACGAUCAAUGUGCCCGUAAGCUGGUCACCGUGGGGUUCGUGGUCUUCGUGUAGUGCCACGUGUGGAACCGGUACCCAGUUCCGGUCACGCAUCUGUCUGCUGCUGAACGGUUCUCCGGCGCAGGGUGACCAGUUCGCCUGUGUUGGCGAGAAUGUGCAGGUUCAACCGUGCGAACUGUUGGCCUGCCCGGUGAACGGUGGUUGGAGUAAGUGGAGCGAGUGGAGUAACUGUUCCCUGGACUGUGUCGCCGAGUAUGAGGGUGUCCGGUCAAUACGGCAACGUAGCCGAAAGUGUAACUCACCGGUGCCAUCCCUUGGUGGUAAACCGUGCGUAGGGGAGAGUUAUGAGGAGGAACCGUGCCGCGUACGGUACUGCCCGAUCCAUGGAGGCUGGACACCUUGGUCUAACUGGACAGUCUGCAGUGAGGCGUGUGGUUUUGGUCGCAUUAUGCGCCUGCGAAGCUGCUCCAAUCCCAUACCACGACACGGUGGCCUAGCCUGCGAGGGUCAGGAAAGUGAGGUCAGGAUAUGCAAACAGCAGGAAUGUAACGUUGAUGGUGGCUGGUCCGCUUGGGGACCUUGGACACGCUGCAGUAAAUCGUGCGGCACUGGCGUCAAGAGCCGGAAGCGGUACUGCAACAACCCGGAACCGAAGGCAGGUGGAAGGAUGUGUGCCGGAGAGAACACGGAGAUCGCUCCCUGCAGUACGAAACGUUGUCGAAAUGAUGCUCUACUCAGGACGAUCGAUACGAGUGCGGCCGGACGGCGCAACUUUACACCGUUGGUAAUGUACGAAUCGAAUAACGGUGGUCCUCCUGCGGGCGUAACAUCCUCGCACAACGAUCGACAGUCACCGGAUACGGACAGUGCAGACUACGCUAGCGCAUCGGGUGAGGAUCGCAAUGAUAUCCAGGUGGUGCGUAACUACCAGUUUGCCGAGGCACCUCCGGUCGAGUACGUGGACAUACCGCCACCGUUAACAUAUGGCAUCAAGGUGACGCUAACCAACAGGGCUCAGCUAUCGAACGACACCGUAGAAUACAAUCUGUUCUUUGGUGAUCGUACUCUGGCACCACCAACGGAGAUCCAGUGUCCGCAGGGAUACGAGUACAAUGUAACCAUGGGUGACUGCAGUGAUGUGGACGAGUGCUCCAGCGGAAACUAUUGCCAAGGUUCCGCUGCCCAGCUGUGCGUUAACACAAUCGGUAGCUAUGAGUGUCAAUGCGCCCCAGGAUAUCGUGCGGCAUGGUACGAGCGGGACACGGAAGCAGAUCCUGCCGAUGCGGAGCUUCACUGCAUCGACAUUAACGAGUGCCGUGAGCAGGUGCACGAGUGUUCACAUUUCUGUACCAAUGUGCCCGGCAGCUACCUAUGUUACUGUCCUGAGCAAUACCAUCUAACGGCGGACGGUCGCACGUGUACGAUCAAGCGGAAACGAAAUGAACCGAGUGGACGACUGAUCGGACCACGGUGCCCUGAUGGUUUCCGUUGGCUCGAAAAUCGCUGCCAGGAUGUGGACGAGUGUGAACUGCAGGCGGACGAGUGUGGCGAUAGUUUGUCCUGUUUGAACACCCGUGGUUCGUACUUGUGCGUACACACGGCCUGUCCGCCCGAAUAUGAGCAGGACUAUGAGCGUGAAACGUGCUACCUAAACUGUACCCGUACUCCGUACGAUUGUCCGGAUCGAGCGCUCGUUGGGCAAACGUUGUCCCAUCUGAUCAUCACACUGGAGCGUUUCAAUCAGCGCCAAUCACUAGCCAUCGUUUCGAUUCCGGCGGAUCAACAAACGAUCGCUUACGAUACAAGCUUCUACUUCCGCGAUCGACAGCACGCGCACAUUUUCACUUUCGAAACGGUACGUAAAACGUCGGGUGCCGUGCGACUGUUUGCGAACCGGAAACUACAGCGUGGCCGUUUCUAUAAGCUCCACCUCACUGCCAAAACCAUCGGCCGGAAGACAAGACGCGUCGACUAUGUACACGAUUUCAUCGUUUACUUGCAUUGGCUCGAGUGAGCGAGCUGCACACUCCCGUAGAAUCCAUCUUUGCAACACGAAACCAAUUGGAAUCACGAAUAAAAAACCAAAGAAUGUAACUUUAAACGUGUUGCAGCUGCCGCAAAAAUUUCACGCUAUCUUAUCUAACACAAUAGAAAUACAAUAAAGUACCGUUUUGGGCAGCAACAUCAAGCGUUGGUUUGGUAAUUUUCGUUUUUAGAAUUGAACUAAGGAUGAUGGCGAACGGCUGCACGAAAAGAAAACUAAAUUAGCAA
This is a messenger RNA of Anopheles aquasalis, 8998 nucleotides long. Its product is annotated as hemicentin-1-like. The record is from RefSeq and is a predicted model, not a curated record. Lineage: Eukaryota; Metazoa; Arthropoda; Insecta; Diptera; Culicidae. Gene Ontology annotation, molecular function: calcium ion binding.